This is a messenger RNA of Toxorhynchites rutilus septentrionalis, 2499 nucleotides long. Its product is annotated as signal transducer and activator of transcription C-like. NCBI's taxonomy places the organism in Eukaryota, Metazoa, Arthropoda, Insecta, Diptera, Culicidae. Gene Ontology annotation, cellular component: nucleus. The transcript has 8 exons. Bases 1 to 1746 code for a protein of 581 amino acids. The record is from RefSeq and is a predicted model, not a curated record.
AUGAUGAACGGGGACAAAUACACCUGCAUUGCCGAUCCUUUAAAUGUCCCUCAGCGUCGACAGACUUCGAACAGGAAGGCCAAAUCUAAAACUACCAACAUCCAGCAGUUGAUCGGACGUAGUCCAGGUAGUACCGCUGGGUUGGAACAAGUGGAGGAACCGACGGAUUUCGCAACCGACUCCGACUCCGAUCCUGCGUGGACGCCCCAAGAAAAACAGGAAGAUGAUGAAGAAGAACAAGAUAUGAUGGGACGCAAGAAAGCGAAAAAGCCCAAAAAUGUUGUAGGAAACCCACGUGGCAAACAACAACGGCCACGAUCUAACAUCUUAUCAGUGGCAGCUGCCGGUGCCGGAAUUGCAGAUUAUGAUUACGAAAGUGAAGAGGGGAAUAAUGCGCUAACGGCGGGAACAGGUAGAGGGGGACCGACUUCGGCAGGUAUUAUUCAUCCUAUCAGCAAUCCGUCACCCCAGCAACAGCAGCAACAACAUCAUCAGCAGCAGCAGCAGCAGCAACAGCAACAGCUUCAGCAACCUUCAAUACAACAACCAAUGAUUCAACAGCAGCUGCAGCAUCAACAAAUAAUUCAACACCAACAGCAGCAACAUCAGCAACAACAGCAACAGCAAAUAUACCAACAGACAACGGCUAUCGGUGGUAAUCAAAUCAUACAGAAUCAAUACAUUCAGCAGCAGCAACAGCAACACCAACAAAUUCAGCAGUAUAAUUCCGGAGCCAUGGUUAACCAACAACAGCCUCAAUCACAUUCGCAGCAACAACAAGCCGUCAACAGCAACGAUGAGUUUCAGACUGGCGACUUCGUUGUAAUCCGCUCGGAACUAGUACAGGACUAUCCUUCCAUCUGGAGGGUGGACGGAAAAACACUACUGCAGAAGUACGAGCCUUUCGAUCAGAACGGCAAAACGCUUCAUCGCAAUGUAUCGACGUAUGCUGCAUGGAAUGCCGAAAGUAAAAAGCUGUACGUGAAAAUACCGGUCCGUUUUCGGGUGCACAACCACAUGGAAUCGGUGGUUGAGUUCAUGCGGAACGAGAUGUCCAUCGAUGACACCGAGCAGUUCCUGGAGAAGUCGAUGAACGAAACUAAAAUCUAUCAGGAUGUGUUCGAAGUGUACAUUCAAACAUUGAUAUCGCAAGCGCUUGAUUCCAACUUCUUGAAGGAGAUCUUCCAAGAGCAAGACGACUACUUCCUGUCGCGGGUACAGACGAUCGAUAGUCUCACAGACGAUCGGAAGCGACGAUUAAUUCAGAUAACGCCAUGGUCUCGGAAUAUGAUCACCUCAAUAGCAACGUUCCCCGCGUACGAUAUCAUGACCGAGCUUGGCCAUACCAACAUGAAUCAUCCGGUGUGUGUCGCGUGCCAUCAGCCAGGAAUUUCGGUCCGAAUUGUACUGCAGGGCCAAACCUACAAUACCGCAACGUUGGCUCCAUGCCAACUUCAGGACACUCGCAUUCAGUACGAGAAAAACUUCCUUCUCUGUCGCAUUUGUUCGUCGCGAUUCGAGCUGUUGCACAAGAUUUGCCACCAGAAGUACAUGAUGUUUGUGGAAUGCGCAAAGCGCGUCAACCAACAGAUUUCACAUGAUUCGUCCAAAGCUGCAACCAUUAUUCUAAACGAACUGUUAGCAGAUGAACACUGGCUGACGAUGCUUUUCAAAGAGGUUCGCGGAAUUUGGGCCGAGAUCGAAAAUAUGGAACGUCAAUACCGAUUCCAUGUGGCCUCACAAUGAGGAAAGGAUAUUAAAAUGCAAUAAAAUUUAAGCAUACUGUAGAAGCACCGAGUAUGCCCAUAGGACAAAACGUCCUGUAAGUCAUCCAAGAUGAACGUAGAAUGCAUAACUGCAACAAGUGAAAAGAGCCCAUAUUAUCCUUUUUUUAUGAGAACGUACGAUAGUCAUUAUCUCCCCCCUUAGUGCUCCCCAUAUGUAGGUUUAACGAUACACUCAUACACUCACAAUACUAACAAAAGAAACCACAUUUAAAGGAGCCGAGCUUGUGAACGGCAAGCUAAACUAGUAUUUGUAGUAGGAUUUAAACAUACAAACGAGAUAUAGCAAAUAGCAGCAGCAGCCUUACUUUGGAAAAAUAUUCUAUUUUUGAAUUCACAGCUGUUUUUAAGUUGCUCGGUCAAGUAUUUGCUUCCAUUCUCCAUUUGCUACACAUGUAUAAUUUUUCAUCUUUGUACUAGACUCUGGAUAGGGAUAGCUUUUGUUACGAAAAUUCUUUUCUCGGAUGAACUGAAUGCGAGCGUAAAUACUGAAUUCGCUUAUCGUUAGGUAUUUUUAUACGAAAACAAAACAGAAAUCCUAAACUCGUCUAUGUCCUGUAAAAAGUAUAGUAUAUAAAACCAAGAAACUCAAGAUAACUAUGAGCAGGAGACUGUGAGGGACCUUUCUUUCCGAUGAUGUAUCACUCCCCCAGACAUUCAGCAUAGCUGGUAUAAAUAGAGCUUUUAUUAUAAUAAUGAUAAACUUAACAAUUAA